GUACCGCGGUAUUCUGAAGCGGCGAAGGAGGUGUUGCUAAACCGGUCGAGGAUCACGUUGUGCCUGGUCGGCGGAGCGCGGCUGUUCGAGCUCACCGGUCCGUCGAUCGUGAGGAACGUCCUGCUCCGGUAUCCGAACGUCGAUCUCUUCCUCCAUAGCCCCCUCGACGAGAACGCGUUCAAGUUCUCGCUCCUCAAAUCCGCGCCGAGGAUCGCCGUCGUUAGGAUCUUCAAGCCCGGUUACAUCCCCGAGACCGAGUCGUACCUCCGAGUUCUCACCGCCUCAAACUCGCCUAACGGCAUCCAGGUAUUUUUUUUUUCUUUAACGGAUGAUCGAUUAAUUUAA
Molecule: messenger RNA, 345 nt
Organism: Linum tenue
Lineage: Eukaryota; Viridiplantae; Streptophyta; Magnoliopsida; Malpighiales; Linaceae
Source: the annotation of a GenBank genome assembly